Hypomesus transpacificus is the source of this 496-nucleotide messenger RNA. RefSeq names its product late histone H2A.2.2. Gene Ontology annotation, cellular component: nucleosome. The record is from RefSeq and is a predicted model, not a curated record. Gene Ontology annotation, molecular function: DNA binding; protein heterodimerization activity; structural constituent of chromatin. The coding region runs from base 16 to 432 and encodes 138 amino acids. Lineage: Eukaryota; Metazoa; Chordata; Actinopteri; Osmeriformes; Osmeridae. The transcript has a single exon.
UCUCAGAAUUUAAAGAUGUCUGGUCGUGGCAAGGCAGUUGUGGCAAAGGACAAGAAGUCCACCAGCAGAUCAAGCAAGGCAGGUCUUACCUUCCCAGUAGGCCGCAUUGCUCGCCUGUUAAAAAAGGGGAGGUAUGCCAACCGUAUCGGGAGUGGUGCUGCUGUAUAUCUGGCGGCAGUCAUGGAGUACAUGUGUGCUGAGGUGCUGGAGUUGGCGGGAAAUGCUUGCCGUGAUAACAAGAAGUUGCGCAUUGUUCCUCGUCACAUUCAGCUGGCGGUGAGAAAUGAUGAGGAGCUCAACGUACUUCUGGGUAGCGUGACAAUUGCAGAAGGAGGUGUUUUACCCAACAUUCAAGCACAGCUUUUACCCAAAAAGACUGUUGCGUCUCGUGAAGACCACUCUCCCAAAGACAUUAAUUCUCAAGAGUUUUAAUGUAUUGGUUACACUUGUCUUUUGAUUUUUUUAAAUGGAUUCAAUAAAAGUUUAUUAUAAUGUG